This is a messenger RNA of Frankliniella occidentalis (western flower thrips), 4224 nucleotides long. RefSeq lists its product as uncharacterized. Lineage: Eukaryota; Metazoa; Arthropoda; Insecta; Thysanoptera; Thripidae. The record is from RefSeq and is a predicted model, not a curated record. The coding region runs from base 219 to 2978 and encodes 919 amino acids. The transcript is spliced from 11 exons.
AUGUGAGUAAUUUUAUUGUUUGCGUGUUCUCUGAGCUGCAUCCACUUGGUCGGACGAUCUCUUACAAACACAUUGUUUGAAUUGCCUGAAAGCACUGAAUUGAACCAAUUUGGACUUGUUAUCAUCAGUGUUGUUAUUGGAGGUGAUGAUGGCUUUCUGAAGCUCAUCUGGCCACAGAAAGGGGAUGAUCUGCAGUAUCGCCCUGCAACAAACAUACCAUGUCGUACCGUGGCAGCACAAGUUCAUUGAGUGCACUGCCUCUGAGCAGUGCUGCUGCUUUAGCAAAAGCACCUACUGCUCUCGAGCAGCUUCUGGAAGAGAUCAACUUCCAGCGCACCAAAGAGAUGCGACAAAUGUUAAAGGAUGACACUGGGUUUGUGAUGGUACAUGGUACUACAUACUGGACUGAUCUUUUUGUUAGACAUUUCCUCUUUCAAACUGACCGUAACAUUGACUGUGAUGAUCUCCUCUUUUUUGUACGGAAGAAACAUAUUAAAAGUUCAUCACGACUUCUUCCAAAAUUUGAGACUGAAGUUGAUGUCUUUAGAAAAGCCAGUCGCAAACUACCCAUUGGAGAUCCUGAUAUGGAUUGGGAGGAGACGGUCUACUUAAAUUUGAUCAUACAUCAAUUUGAUUAUACUCUUACAUUGGCCAUUUGCACCAGAACCAGUCCCAAAGAGUUACAAGUUCUACGUAGACAUUCUCAGAAAGUUUAUGCAUCACCAAGUAGAAGAAGAAUGGAUACAAAGGCUGAAGUUGAAGAAAUGACUUACCCAAAUGUGUGUUUUAUGGUGGACAACUUCAAUGAGGUGUUUUCUGAUAUUAUGGUAAGAGAUGGAGAGAUGGUCUGUGUUGAGUUGGUUGCAUCAGAUAGAGAUGGAGCAAUCCAGGGAGUCAUUUUCCUAGGAUCCAUCCGUUAUGAUGCUCUGAAAAGAGUCUAUGAUGCCAGGGUAAGCACAAAAUUUAUUUUCCAGUCCAGUCUUAGCUCUAAAAUGGCUCAAAGAAUGACAUUUGGCCUGUUCUCAAAUUCUUCCUCUCAACGUGUGGAAUUUGUUCGCAUGAAGGGACCUCAAGGCAAGGGUCAUGCUGAAAUGGCCGUAACUAAACCAAAAGGGUAUUCUGGUGCUGAAACUCCAACAUCUGAACCAGGAUAUUGUGCUACUGAUAUGUGGGAUUCUGAUUGGGAUUCUGAUCCUGAGGAAUUUUUUGUCUAUCGUCAUCAGCGUCGGUUGAGUGAUCCCAGUGCUAACAUCAACAAUUUUGUGAGGGGGGGAUGGAAAACCAAACCUUCAGAAACAGCAGGAUCCAAAGCAAGAUCCGAAAAUGAAGGUCUUGAUUCACUUGCAAAUGGUCUAAAUGAAAUAGAGGCAGGAGAUUUAAGAGAUGAUUGCGAGUUUUGCGUGCACUCUGCCUCCAUUACCACUUCUGAUGCUUCCAUUCCUUCGGGAACCAGCAUUAAUGUUGCAAUGGCUACCAGUUCCUCAGCCUCAACCUCCACAACCUCUAUGUUGAAAAGACUCCCCCCUGCUUCCUCGAUUAUUUCGUCCUUUUUCCCCAGCUGUAAAAUGAAGCAUCCUGGUAGAGCUGUUUCCUGUGUGUCUCAGGUUGAUGAAGCAAGAAAAGAAAAAACUCCGGAAUGCAUCAUUAUGAGUGAUGAGUGUGUUCAAAAUGUUGCAGAGCUCAAUUCUGCAUGUGAGACUGGCUUUGCAAAUGCUAAAUGUAGGAUUGACCUUAAUGGAAAACAGCUGAAUCCUGUAAGUCCUGAACAACGUUCAAACAUUUUAUCUUCACCAGAAGAAUCAAAGGCUGAGGAACAUCUACUGAUGAUUUCAUCUGUAGACACAUUGCUAGGGAAUCCAAAAACUGUACAUGCUGAAGUCAGAGAUAGUGAAGUGCUUGAAAGCUUGACUGAUGCAAGUGAUGAUGACUUUGAAGACUGUAAUUCAGUUAUAAGUGAUACAAGUAAGAAGUCCAGUUCAGGAAAGGAGCAACUUGACUCUGAAAGUCAGGAGAUUUGGAGUGAUGCAGAGGAAGAUGAAUCCCAAGGAAAUAAUAUAUUAUCUUUACACAAUGAUGAUAACUAUAAAGUACUGAAUGAGGAAAUUAGCUUAUUCAGUGGAAAAGAAUCCCAGGUAGAGCACUUAAUCUCUAUAGGAAAAGAAUCACAGAUUGGAAGUUCUUUUGCAAUAAGCGAUCUAACUCAUCAUUUAGAGAUAGAGCAAAACUAUGAGGGAAAGGAAGACUGUAAUGAAAGCAUGAAUUGUCAGAGUGAUAAAGAGUAUGAGACAGAAGUUCAAACUCAUGUUGCCCAUGCCAAAGAUUCAUAUUUUGAAGACCAAGAAAGACAAACUGUGAUAGACAGCUGUGAGAAUAAGGAUGCUACCAUGACCCCACCAGAAGUUUGUGCGCAUGGUGUUGAGAUGACAAGUUUGUGCCUUUUGUGUCUUGGAUACUCAAGACAAAAUGCAGACUGCUUACUAAGACUGAAACCGGGCCAUGUAGAGCCAAUGCAUAGGAAAACGGUAGAAAUGUGUGAAGGCAGAGGUGAUGUGAAGACUAAACUUGAAGCACCAAACAUUCAAACUCAUUUUACGAGAGUUUCCUGUGAAUGUUUUACUGAGAAUAAGACCCAACAAGUUCCCAAACUAUCUCAAACACUGCCUCGUAGAAAAAAGUCUGAAUCGAGACAAAAAAGGGAUAUUCCUCCACAAAAAGUAUUAUCAGAUGGAACUGUGAUAUAUUAUUGGUGUGAUGUUCCUGGUGGAUAUAUGGGACAAUCACAAAAUGAACUUGACGAUGGAGCAUAUAAUCCAUUAUGGACUAUGAGAGGUUUUACGCAGACAUUCCACUUUUGGAAGGAAAAUAAAAGAGCUCAAUCAGUCCCUUUAAAUGCAUUCCUCACUUAUGUAACAUUACCUUGGUGGAGUAUUGUGAAAGACAUUUUGGACCACCGUGAAAGUCCUAUUUUGACUUUCUAAACCCCCUACCAAAGCUAUAUGUCAUUCCUUGCUAUUUAGGUGCUAGUCAGAGGAAAAACUUUAAAUUAUGGAACAGCACAGAUCAUUCUAAGGAUGAAUUUAGAAUGUCAAGAGAACCAAUGAAACAUUUUAGUUACCUUCAGUGAGUGAUGGGUGAUACUGGAAGACAAACACAUACAUACUUAAAAAUAUUGUUUAAAAAAAAAAACUGGGGGAAGGGUGACUGAGUAGCAUUGUGAGGAAACAAAGCUCUAUUACCUGCAUGCAGAAAUGUCACAAUAAUCUUCUUAACAUUGUUAUUCAUGACAUGUGUGUACCGAGGUAGCUAUCAAGUCUGAAAUUAAGUGGCGGAAAUUUUCACGCUUAUGCGUAUAACUUUGCUAAUUCCAUUUCCAAAUCAAUUCUUUACAUGUAUAAAUCUGGUUUUAAAGUUUUUUGCUUAAUUGUAAUGUUUUGGAAACACAACCCUAAGGUGGUAUGCUAUAACCUGAUUUCAUUAGCUUUUUGCUUUGUUUCCAUGCCACCCUAGGUAGUUCAGGUAUUAAAAGUAGUACUACUUGAUUUACUUAAUUUUUUAAAAAUUUACCUUUGAGUAGGGUUGGAACCUGUACAGUUAUCUUAGUGUGGAACAUGCUGAGAGACUAUAAAUAUUGAAAUAUUGUAUUAACUGGGCUGAGGGCCGUAAUUUGAUCUCCUUAAAAUGAAAUGGUGUGUUUCCUAUUGCCUAAGUUUCAUUGCUAUUUUAUAUUUAUGUUAUGUUGUACUUACUUUAAAAAGAUUAUCAAAAAAAAUCUAAAAUUCUUGAAGACCUUGCUAGAUACUUUCUCUAGAUGGCAGAAGUUUAAGAGAAUUCAAAAUAAUUACCAUGUUGUCCUUUAGAUCUUCACAAGUUAAGCAUUUUUGUUGUGUCAAUGCUCUCAUUUAAAGUUUUUACUCAAAUUUUUAGAAAUAACCAUGACUAUUUGUUAUAAAUGUAAAUAUUUAUAUUAUAGCUUCGAUUGGUUUUGCAAAAAUGUGUUAUUUCGCUGUAAGAAUUGUAUGCAUGAUGGUGCAAUUGAAAUAUUGAGUGUAUUUUCUUUGCCGACAUCCUUAUUGUUAUUAUAUUUUAAUGUAAUAUUGUGGUUCAGCCGUAACAAGUGAUCACUUGCGUACAAAUGCUUCAAGUCUUGUCUAUUGUACUAUAUUGUGUGAUCCAGCCAAAAAAGACAGUGUGAAAAGAAUUAAAGGUUAUUUAAUUAACUAACAA